GCCGUGAACGGUGAUAACUGAUUAGUAAUUAAUUAUUGAAAGAAAAAAGACAAUACAUUAAACGUUAAACUAAUACCUAAAAAGUAAAAUAUAAUAUGUACGUAAUUAGUAUUUGUAACAAGUCAAUAACGCUCAACUUAAUUUUUUGAAGUUCCAAACGAAUACCUACUAUAUAAAUAUUAUAAAUUAAAAAUAUGAAACGAAUCCUACUCAUUGCGCCAUUUCACGUUUACCUACGUAUAACAAUAACAAAUCAUGUAUAAUUUGUUUUGAAAAACAACAAUUAAUGUUUUAAAUUGAUUUCAAAAAUAAUAACAACAAUUAUUAUUCAAUAUUUCGUCUUUUUUCUCAAGGUAGUCGCAUAACGUUAUGCAACGCGACUUGUUCCUACUCCGUGGCAGCCAUUACAUUUAUAAAUAUAUAUAUAGUAUAUAGAUUAUAGGUACUUAUAAUAUUUUUUGCUUACCCCACCUAAAAAUUAAAAAUCAGAAAAAUAUGUCAGAAUUUUGUUUUUUGUUUUAAUUUUGUCUGUGUGUUACCUGUUUUCUUAAAGAAAGGAAAUUUACUCGUUCGUACCGACGUGCUCGCAAUGGCUGGUCAUAAAAAGGAAAAACUAGAAAAGGUUCUUUUGAAGAAAAGCCGUCCAUCAAAAAAAUAUAAAACUUCAAAUUCUUGUAGCUGUUUGUCAUUUUUGCGAUUUGUGUAUGACUUAAUUGUGUCAUUUAUAUUUCACUAUAUUUACAAAAAUAUUCCAUCUAAAAUAUUACCUCCAGUAGAAGACUUAUUGGUUCUUGAUAGUUGUACAACUAUUGUCAAUAAAAUUAAAAAUAGAGAAGUUACAUGUCGCCAUGUUGUCGAAUGUUUUAUCAAACGAAUUGAACAAGUGAACCAAAUAUUAAAUGCUGUGGUUGAUACACGGUUCGACAAAGCAUUAGUCGAAGCAGAUGAGUAUGAUAAACUCAUUGAACUAGCGGAUACAGAAGAAAAAUUAAAUUUAAUUUUUGAUGGAAAACCUUUAUUUGGUGUUCCAUUUACAUCCAAAGAAAGUACAGGAGCAAAAGAAAUGGCUUUUACUUUUGGACUGGUAUCUAGAAUUGGCGCUAAAAGCAAAGAAGAUGCAGAUAUUGUUAAAUCAUUAAAGACUGCUGGUGCAAUACUUUUAGGUGUUACAAAUGUUCCAGAAAUAAACCUAUGGUGUGAAACUAGAAACAACGUUUACGGACAAACAAAUAAUCCUUACAACACAAACCGUUCAGCUGGUGGUUCUUCUGGUGGAGAAGCUAGCAUAGUGUCAGCAUGUGGUAGUCCUUUGGGUCUUGGAACAGAUAUUGGAGGAUCUGCACGUAUACCAGCAUUUAAUUGUGGUUUGUUUGGCCAUAAGUUGACUACAGGUUUUAUAAGUACAAAAGGUAUGACAUUUAGAAAAGGCACAGAAAAACAAACUAUGGUCAGUGCAGGACCUAUAACUAAAUAUGCUGAAGAUUUAACUCCAGUAAUUAAAGCCCUCCUUGGACCUGAAAAAUCUUUAGAAUUAAAAAUUAACCAAGAAGUUGAUUUGUCUAGUUUAAAAUAUUACUAUGUUGAUAAACCCAAUGAUGCACGAGUCAGUCCCAUUAGUGAUGAAUUACAAAUAGCUUUAAAUAAUGUUAUAGAGUCUAUAACUUCUAUCACUGAACUGCCUCCAUUCAAAGUAAAAUUUUCAGGAACUCGUUAUAGUUAUAGUUUAUGGAGACACGCUAUGACAAAGGAAGAAUCUGAUUUUUGUGCAACAUUGGGAAACAAUCAAACUAGAGUUUCUGUAUGGACAGAAGUUCCAAAAACAAUUAUAAGAUCUUCGAAUCAUACCUUGGCUGCAGUAUUAAAAUUAAUAGAUUUGCAACUACCAAAAGUAAAUGAAGUUUGGGCUGAUGCUGAGAUUGAGAAACUCUCAAAUGAAGUAUCGACAUUGUUGGGUGAUGAUGGCGUGUUAUUUUUCCCUUCGUCGCCAACCACAGCAAAACAUCAUUAUGAACCAUUCUUCUAUCCAUACAAUUUUGCUUAUUGGGCCAUCUUCAAUGUACUAAAACUACCAGUUACUCAAGUACCAGUUGGUUUAGGUAUAAACGGGUUACCAUUAGGAAUACAGGUGGUUGCUGGAAUGAAUCAAGAUCGGUUGUGUAUAGCCGUUGCAAAACACUUGGAAUCAACAUUUGGUGGAUGGAAACCUCCUUUUACAACUAGUACCGAGAUAAAUUGAAAUUUAUACUGAAGAAUUAUUUAUUAUAUUGGUUGGUUUUAUUUUUUGGUUAAAGGAAAUAUUUUUGAUAUAUGUUAUACUUAUAAAUGCUUAUUUAUGUUACUAAUUGUGAUAUUUACAUGGAAUAAUAGGUGAUGAUUUUAUGUAUGAUUUUCGUUUUAAUAUUAUAUUUAUUUUACACAGUAUACAUUUUAAACAUUCCAAAUAAUAAAUGUUGUUCUUUUUCUCUUAAUAAUAUUAAUGAUUUUAAUUACUGUUAAUUGUAUAAUAUAUUGAACAGUAAAACCUCUGUUUUCAAACAUCAUCCAAGACCAAAAACCAUUAUGGACAGUUUUUAAAUAUUUGAUAGCAAAAAAUGUGUAUAUUUUAAUCUCUUAUUAGUGUUCACCAUUGUGUGUAAACAUAUUUUUAAAUAAUUUUUCUUUAUUUGUAGAGGUUUUACUGUUGAUAUGUAUAUAUAUAUAUAUAUUAUAUAAUAUAUGUGUGUGUGUGUGUGUGUGUGUGUAUGUCUGAAUGUAUUGACGAAUAAGGACCCAGACUAUUUACAAAAAAACUGAAUACAUUAUUAUAUUAUUUUACAUAACCGUAUAGUCUUAUCUUAAUCUAAAUGUUUUUCAAUUUUUCUACUAAUUUUAAACCUAUAAUACUAUUUGUAUUGCCAUACACUUGUAUAAAUAUAAUACAUUAAAUUACUUUUAACAAGGUAUUUUAAGACUGUUAACAAACUUAGUAU
This is a messenger RNA of Melanaphis sacchari, 2969 nucleotides long. Its product is annotated as fatty-acid amide hydrolase 2-A. The record is from RefSeq and is a predicted model, not a curated record. The coding region runs from base 590 to 2236 and encodes 548 amino acids. Lineage: Eukaryota; Metazoa; Arthropoda; Insecta; Hemiptera; Aphididae. The transcript has 8 exons.